GCGCCGGCGCUGCGUCCCCUUCCGGGCGUCAGUUUGGUGGCGGGAAACGAGGCCCCUUCCGACGGCGUCUGCGGGGAAGGUGUUCGCGCGAGCCGGGAUGGAGCCGCAGCCCGAGGAGCCGGGCGCUGCCGAGCCCGCGGUCCCCGCGGAGGACCCCAUACCGCUGCUGCUCAGGCUGAGGGCACAGACAAAACAACAACUCUUGGAAUAUAAAUCAAUGGUUGAUGCAAAUGAAGAAAAAACUCCAGAAGAAAUCAUUCCAGAAAAGCAAAUUGAAACUAAAAUUGAAGACCUGGAAAAUGAAAUCGAAGAGGUGAAAAUUGCUUUUGAAAUGAAAAAGCUUGCAUUGGACAGGAUGCAACUUUCAAGGGCACUUAGAAAAAACUUGGAGGAGAGUAACAUUCAGACUAGUGAGCUCAUGGACAACAUGAAACACAUAUUAAAGCUAAAUAAAAUAAUAAUGAAAUUACAGCAGGAAUCUUGGGAUUUGGAGGAAAAACUGCUCAAUGUUAAAAAGAAGAGAUUUGAAUUAAAACGAGCUUCAGAAAGUAAAUUUUUAGAAAUACAGACUGAAAAGAACAAAGAGAAAGAUGCUUUGGCCAGUAUGGAAAAUUCAGACAAGAUAAAGACCUUACAACAAAAGCUACAGAAGGAGAUACAAAUUACUACAGUUAUUCAACAUGUCUUCCAGAACCUCAUUUUGGGGAGUAAAGUCAAUUGGGCAGAGGAUUCUGCCUUUAAGGAAACUGUUCUGCAGCUUGAGAAGAAUCUCACCAUGAUCUAAUAAGAAUUCUGUUUUGGCAUUACUUGUUUCUGUCUUUGAUGUCAUUUAAAUAGUAAAUUUCAGGUGAAAUGUGUUUUUUCAGUGUUUUUAUAACUAUUAUGCACAGCUUUUUUUUAAAGCUUAACACUAUGAUAUGGAAUCUAUUGCUUUAAAUAUGAUCAUUAAAGUGACUGGCAUC
Myotis daubentonii (Daubenton's bat) is the source of this 962-nucleotide messenger RNA. RefSeq names its product centromere protein H (gene CENPH). Gene Ontology annotation, cellular component: nucleus; kinetochore. NCBI's taxonomy places the organism in Eukaryota, Metazoa, Chordata, Mammalia, Chiroptera, Vespertilionidae. The record is from RefSeq and is a predicted model, not a curated record. Gene Ontology annotation, molecular function: kinetochore binding. Gene Ontology annotation, biological process: mitotic spindle organization; chromosome segregation; kinetochore assembly.